UCCAGAUUAACUGCUGCCAAGAAACGCCUCCGCCGCCGCGGCCCUCUCCUCUGCCCGCGCGCCCUCUGGCGCCCUCCACCCCCCAAAGCCCACUUCAGGCCGACUUCCCUCAACGGCAACGCCUCCCCGAAGCCUUUUACGCCUGACUGCCUGCUCUCUGGGUCUGGUAACCGUUGGCUGCUGGCUGCGUCGUCGCAUUUACAGUACCAUCUCGCUCGCUCUACGGCGUUUGUUUGCCCCUCUCAGGACGCCGAUCACGCACUCGGCUCGCAUCGCGCCAGGCCACUCCGCUCGCUCGCUCGCUCGCUCCGACACUUGUCAUCACAACUCUACCCACUUGGUCUCUUCUCCAGUGGACACGCCGACGGCAAUAUCCACCCCCACGCUACAUGCUCCCCAGCCUUGGAUCGCUCACGCCGCGCCGCGCACCAAAGCCGUCCAUGCCGACCAUCUCGGUCCCCUCGUUCUCUGAAAAGUCGCCGUCGGGCUUGCCGCUACCUAACGGCGGCGACCGGCGGCGCGGUGCCGGCCUGUCGCCCUCGCGCCGGCUGGUACAGCUCGUCAAAUCGCGCGGACGGUGGUCGACGCCGUUCGUGCUGCUUGUCGUUGCCGGCCUGUUGCUGUUUGCGCUCACAUCGACGCGCGGCGACAAGGCGCCUGCCGUACCCGUGCCGCGCAAGACCGACGUGCCCGUGCACAACAACCACAAGAGCGGCAAGGUCCCCGGCGGCCGGGUAGCGGGCGCGGGCGCGGGCACAGGCUCAAAGGUGACGCCGCACCACCACGACGAUGGCGACGACGAGUUCCUCACCGACGAUGAGAAGGCCGUCGACAACGCCAUCGAGGAGGCGUCCAAGACCGAGGAGGAGAUUGCCGCCGAGGGCGCGGCCAUCAAGAGCAAGGAGGCCGAGCUGGCGAAUGACAAGACGCUCCAGACGCGCUCGCUCAUCUGGUGGAUUGGGCAGAACGGCAAGUUCCCAUCGGAUUUUGAGGAGCCGACCGCCGCCGAGCUCGAGGCUAUGGGCGUCAAGGGGUUCCAGGACAUGCUGCUCAAGGCGGAUCCCGAGCAGGUCGACGUGUUCGAGGACUCGUGGGUCGUCCACGCGGAGUCGAUGCAGCGGGUGACCAUGUUCUCCAAGACCUACUGCCCGUACUCGAAGAACGGCAAGAACAUUCUCAAGCAGUACAGCAUACACCCGCAGCCGUACAUUAUCGAGCUGGACACACGGGACGACGGCCCCAUCAUCCAAAACUUCCUCCAGUACCUCACCAACCGGCGCACAGUGCCCAACCUCAUCAUCGACUGGGUGUCGAUUGGCGGCAGCGACGACAUGGACCUCUUGCACGCCGAGGGCGGGCUCAAGAAGCUGUUGAUGAACGGGCUGGUUUCGUACUCAUAGGCGUGGGUGGUGUGGGUGGG
Molecule: messenger RNA, 1420 nt
Organism: Vanrija pseudolonga
Lineage: Eukaryota; Fungi; Basidiomycota; Tremellomycetes; Trichosporonales; Trichosporonaceae
Gene: GRXS6
Product: Monothiol glutaredoxin-S6
Exons: 3
Coding region: 390-1400 (336 amino acids)
Biological process (GO): cellular response to oxidative stress
Cellular component (GO): Golgi lumen; fungal-type vacuole; cytoplasm
Molecular function (GO): glutathione disulfide oxidoreductase activity
Source: RefSeq, a predicted model, not a curated record